This is a messenger RNA of Soboliphyme baturini, 1101 nucleotides long. The record is from the annotation of a GenBank genome assembly. Lineage: Eukaryota; Metazoa; Nematoda; Enoplea; Dioctophymatida; Soboliphymatidae.
AACGGGUGCGUCGAAAAUGAUUCUAAAAUCAACAAACUCGAAAUUGAUAGGAAGCUGAUAUUCGUUGCUCUGAUGGUAAUCCAUCGUGCUAAAUCUAUUUCUGAAUCCUCGAAUCGCUUGCGAAGUCUGUCGAAGAAGGUUCAGCAACGUUUACAUCGUAUUCAGAACCCGAAGAAGUGCAGGUCUUCACCAAAAUUGUUGUGUGACUUGAACAAAAGCUGUGGUUUCGCGUGCCAAAUUCAUCACGUAAUUUACUGCUUGUUGAUGGCAUACUACAACAACCGUACGUUAAUCCUGAACGCCGACCGUUGGAGCUACAGUUCUCGCGGCUGGACGAGUGUUUUUCAGCCGCUAAGUGACACUUGCUCUUCUACCGACUAUGAUAGGAAUGCCGCCCUUCCGGCCAACGACCUUGUUCACAUCCCGAUCGUAGAUGCACUUCCUGACCGACCUACCUAUUUUCCUCUCAGCUUUCCUGAUGACCUUGCUCCCGAACUAAUCUACUUGCAUGGCCUCCCGCCAGCCUGGUGGAUAGGCCAACUUGCGUCGUACAUUAUGCGCUACCAACCUCAGUUCGAACAAGAGUUGGAAAAUAGGCGUCAGUCGAUUGGCUUCCAAAACCCUAUUGUAGGAAUACAUGUUCGACGCACGGAUAAACUAAUGGUUGAAGCUAAAUUCCAUCCAUUGUCCCAGUACAUGGCCAGUGUGGAGGAGUGGUACGCGAAGAAAAUACUGAGGAACGCCUCUGGUACUAAAAGGAGAAUUUACCUGGCCACCGACGACUCUUCGUUGCUGGCCGAAGCUCGGACUCAGUAUCCGUAUUACGAAUUUAUCGGUGACUCAGAGAUCGCCAAGAGCGCUGCCGUCCAUAAACGCUACAGCGAAGAGUCGCUGCAAGGCAUAAUCACCGAUGUACACUUUUUGGCCCGUUGCGACUAUCUCGUCUGCACGUUUUCAUCACAGGUCGGUUCUCAGCGAACUGAACUUGGGGGGGGGGCAUUUUGCUUUGUAUUACUAGAAGAUGACAACAGUCAGAACUUCGAUACUCUUAUUUUCUUCGUUCAUGUUUUGAAAAGAUGGGGAACGAUUAUAAUCUGUUAA